Messenger RNA from Ctenopharyngodon idella (grass carp), 2423 nucleotides. Its product is annotated as NADPH oxidase 4. Lineage: Eukaryota; Metazoa; Chordata; Actinopteri; Cypriniformes; Xenocyprididae. The coding region runs from base 219 to 1916 and encodes 565 amino acids. Gene Ontology annotation, biological process: defense response; superoxide anion generation. Gene Ontology annotation, molecular function: superoxide-generating NAD(P)H oxidase activity. Gene Ontology annotation, cellular component: NADPH oxidase complex; plasma membrane. The transcript has 18 exons. The record is from RefSeq and is a predicted model, not a curated record.
UGUUUGCAUGGCGGGGUCCAGAACCGGGCGUGCUUGUGGUGGGAGGCGCGUGAGAACAUGAACGGCACGCGGAGUCACGGAGAAGCCGACAGACAGAAGAACAUGAUUACCAUCAUGUAACGGAGUGGACAGUAACUGCACCGGUGAUGUUUACCGGCGUUUUGCGGUUAGACGACUUGCGUUGCGGUGCGUAAAGAGCGCGCGCGAUAGAGAGGAUCAUGAGCGUCGCGCUGAAGAGCUGGAGGGCCAAUGAAGGACCCAAACACUUGAUCAUGAUGGUUUGGGUUGCAGUGAAUGUCCUUCUGUUCUGGAGAACAUUCGUGUUGUACUACAGCGGAGCGCAGUAUUAUUAUCUACACAAGAUGCUGGGGCUGGGUCUCUGCAUCAGUCGAGCGUCAGCCUCCGUUCUAAACUUCAACUGCAGUCUGGUGCUGCUGCCCAUGUGCAGAUUGCUGCUUACCUUCCUGCGAGGAUCCCAGCGGGUAACCAGUAGACGUUUUCGUCGGCUGCUAGAUAAGAGUAAGACAUUUCAUGUGGCAUGUGGAGUCACUAUAUGCGUCUUCUCAGUGGUCCAUGUGAGCGCUCACCUCGUGAACAUGGUCAGUUUCUCUGUCAGAUAUUCAGAGGAUUUCCCCGCGCUCAAUGUCGCUCAGUAUCGAGGACAGGAUCCCAGAGUUCUCAUCAUAAGCACAGUUCCUGGAGUUACUGGCGUCCUGUUAGUGCUGGUGUUGUUUCUGAUGUUUACAGCGUCGUCUUACUCUAUUAGAGUCUCAAGCUACGAGAUAUUCUGGUACACUCACAACCUCUUCAUCGUGUUCUACAUUAUUCUGAUGGUCCAUGUAGUGGGGGGAGCUUUAAAGUAUCAGUCAAACGUGGAGGCCCACCCACCUGGCUGCAUGCACAAGAAUCUCAGCUCAGACUCAUGGACCAAUCGGAGAGCAGCAAGAGAGAAGGGGGUGGAGUUUUCAGGUGGACCACAGACAGUUUGUCAAGAAGAGGCCCGCUUCCAACCCCAUCUCCCUCAGACGUGGAUGUGGGUCUCUGCUCCUCUCUGCCUGUACUGUGCCGAGCGCUUGUAUCGUUUCAUAAGAAGCAGCGCUGCUCCUGUUACCGUUGUUUCUGUCGUUAGCCAUCCAUGUGAUGUCAUAGAAUUGCGCAUGCUGAAGAACGGCUUUAAGCCCCGCCCUGGACAGUACAUCCUGCUGAACUGUCCGAGUGUGUCGUCAUUUGAAAACCAUCCCUUCACUCUCACCACGUGUCCAACAGGGAAGAAUGAAACAUUUGGCAUUCAUCUCAGAGUGCUGGGAGACUGGACCUCAAGAUUUUCUCAGCUUCUGCUUCAACAGUCGAACAUCUCAGAGAUCCUUCCCAUGAUGCAACAGAGGCGAUAUCCCAUAGUCCAUGUGGAUGGUCCGUUUGGCAGUCCGUCUGAGGAGGUGUUUAAUUACGAGGUCAGCUUGUGCGUGGCGGGAGGGAUCGGAGCCACACCGUUCGCUUGUGUUCUACAGGCUCUCUUUGAUGACUGGUGUCAGUAUAAGCUUAGGAGGCUGUAUUUCGUUUGGGUCUGCAGGGACCUUCAGUCCUUCUAUUGGUUUGCUGAUCUACUGUGUGGCCUUCAUGAGAGGCUGUGGCGGGACAAUCGUCCAGACUAUCUCAAUGUUCAGCUCUACCUCAGUAAUGCUCAGGAAUUACAGAGCAUCGGUGAGGAACGUUACCGUUUCUUGAGCUCCAGGCUUCGGAUUGGUCGACCAAAGUGGAAGCUCCUUUUCCGGGAAAUAGGGAGAGCCAAUCAGCUUAAGAGAGUGGGGGUUUUCUGCUGUGGACCCAAAGGGAUCUCAAAAGCGUUACACACUCUGUGCAAUUCAAACCCACACUCAGGAACUGCCUUUGAGUUCAACAAAGAGUCCUUCAGCUGAGGGGUCACAAACAGACCAAUCGAUUAAUGCCAAAAAACGCCACUCUGUCACUGAGGAAUGAGGAAAAAUCCUCAUCUAAAAAUGGAUCCUCGGACAGUGAGACUGAAAGCCGGUAAACAGUGUAGCAAGAGGGAAAAUUUGCACAGUUACAUUCUUAUUCAGGGAAAAUUUGUGUGGAGUUUGUCUACAUGAACCCUUGAUAGACCCUUAAAAACUCUUCUUCCCAUAUAAAAUGGGUUAAAAAGGACUAUUUCACCCAAAGAUGAACAUUCUGACAUCAUUUACUCACCCUCAUGUUUUAUUAUGUUUUGGUGCAUUUUAUACAUUUACAAACAUAAACCAUAAAGUAUACAUUCUCUAUUUGUAUUAUUGUUCAUAUUUUAUUAAGACUUUAUUUGCUCAUGAAAGUGAAAUGAACUGCACUGUUAUUGUAAUACCACUGCCAAAGAAUUCAUUUAAUCGCCGAUAACAUUAUUUUGUAUGCAUAUUAAAUAUAAAGAUACAGUA